Messenger RNA from Schizosaccharomyces japonicus yFS275, 2316 nucleotides. Its product is annotated as Cdc20/Fizzy family WD repeat protein. Gene Ontology annotation, molecular function: anaphase-promoting complex binding; ubiquitin-protein transferase activator activity. NCBI's taxonomy places the organism in Eukaryota, Fungi, Ascomycota, Schizosaccharomycetes, Schizosaccharomycetales, Schizosaccharomycetaceae. Bases 77 to 1618 code for a protein of 513 amino acids. The record is from RefSeq and is a predicted model, not a curated record. Gene Ontology annotation, biological process: anaphase-promoting complex-dependent catabolic process. The transcript has a single exon.
ACCAAACGCAGGCCUCGUUCUUUUGACCGUCAAUUCCUAAAAUUCUUAAACUUUCGUCGGUUUUACACGUAAAACAAUGCUUCAUUAUCACAAGGCUGCAAAAGAUCCUUCUCCCGGACGAAUCUGGCGUUUCACAAAAGUUUGCGUUCCUUCAAGCGUGCAAAAGCGCAUUCCUAACAAGCGAAAACACACAGAACCUUCAACAACAAUCUUAAACGAUGUUAAAAGUAUGAAACGUCAAAAAUUUGACCGGUUUAUCCCGUCUUUAACUAAUCGCGAUGCUUUUUACAUAAACGAAAUGACAGGUGUUGGGCUUGUCGAUACGACACAGCGGUACCUAGGGAAUUUAUUUGAGCUUACGUUUAACACGGUGCUCUUUUAUCAAACGAAGCAUUUGAAUUUUCCUCUAACAGCACCAGGCAACUUGCUUUCUGGUUCAGCAACUAACCACACGCCGCUUCCCAAUCUAUCGUUAAAUGAUGCUUCCUCAAACAAUGUUCUUUAUGAAACUUUAAACCAGCAAUCCGGAUCAGUUGAAACCCCCAUACGUGUUUUAGACGCACCAGGUUUGCGUGACGAUUUUUAUAUCACACCGCUAGCUUGGUCAAAGUUUGGUGAGCUUGCUGUCGCGCUUGCCAAUCAGGUGUAUUUAUGGACUGCCGUAACUGGUCCUGUUUUAUUAAAAAUGGAUGGUUCAAGCGACAUAAGCAGUUUGGCCUACUCGGGCGAUGGUUCUGUCUUAGCAGUUGCACGAAUUGAUGGUGCCGUUCAGCUUUGGCAAGGGGCGGCGGAUCAAAAAAAACUUAUAUCUGAACUUUUCUUUAACGGAGAUAUAAGUUGUAUGGCCUGGAGCCCUGUCAAGCGACUUUUAUUAAUUGGAGGUUGCACUGGCAAGAUCUAUAGCUAUGUCCUGCGCAAGAACGAAGUCGUGCGUGUAUCCUGUAUAAAAAAUGUUCACGCUGAACAAGUUUGUGGUCUGUGUUGGAACCAUGAUGGUACAAUGUUCGCGAGUGGCGGAAAUGAUAAUCGUGUCGCUGUGUUUGAUGCCAGAACACCUACGGUGCCGCAAUUUGUAUGGUUUCACAAGGCAGCAAUCAAGGCGCUUUCCUUUUGUCCUUGGCAAAAAUCAAUUCUGGCCGUUGGCACAGGUUCCAGUGAUCAAAGCUUGUAUUUCUAUGAUACUUUUCGGGGUAACGAAGUCGCGCGCAAGUUCUGCGGCUCUCAAAUCACAGCUACUUUAUGGUCACGACGUUACCGUGAGAUUUGUGUUGCUUUAGGCUAUUCGGAUCGGCCGGAACAGCGUUCUCUUGUCGUAUAUCGUUGGCCUCAAUUAACGCCCGUGUUUGGAAUGUCUACGUCAAAACACAGAGAUGCCCGGAGGGUUCGAACAGUUAUGGCUGUUGAUACUCAUUGUCGAGUUGGAGGCACGUGGAAAGAAGGCGAAUACAUUAUCGUUGCAAACAGCGAUGAAACCGUGAAGUUCUACAAAAUUUGGGGGGAGCACGACAAUGUGCACCAUAAUGAAAAGGCCACAAUCCAAACAGGUAUUUUCGGUAGUGACAUUGUCGAAAUGCUUGAGGAUAUUCCGGAAAAAUGUUUGAUGUCUGCCAUUCGGUAAUGGGUGUCUUUUCAAAUAAAACCCGCUUCCCCUCAUGUAAAGAUUUGGUUCCCUAAUAUUUACACCGGUAUCAUUCUCUAAAUUUCGACAUAGGAAAUGUUGGUGGACUGCUGAGGGAGAAUCUGUCUUCUUUUAAAUUGGCCAUCUCAACGUUCUCGAGAGUAUGUCUAAAGAGCAAACCCUCAUUAUCAACAUCAUAGUGGCAUAUACCACACCAGCAUGUUUCGGCUGUAAUAUCCCACUCAAAUUUGAUGGUUAAACGGGCCGCUGUUCGGCUUAAUUGGUUCACUUCGCUGGACAACAGUUGCAAUACUUGUUGAUUAUGGUUUCCAAACAGAAUGUUGACUAACCAUUUUACAGACAGAAAGAAGAACUCAUAUUUUUUAACUCCAUGAAUCACAGGAAUGCUGUGAGAAUGCGGAAAAAUGGACAAUUGAAUGUCUCUGUGCAGGAUUUCAUGAGGAAGCGAUUUCUGUAAGGAAUAGGGAAACUCUUGUAGGAUUAAAUCAAUCGCUGAAAUGAGUUACUGAAUUCGGUAUGUUCUAAUGCUACUUACUUCUUCCCCUCGCUAUAAAACCUUCAUCUACAGGCCCUUGGUGAAUGGCGGCGCAUCUUCCCCAGCGGAAAGAUUUCCAAAGGUUGCUCCUGCAAUAAAACGAUCUUAAACCUAAACUCUUAACUAUUAUCAUCAAAGUGUG